Penicillium manginii is the source of this 261-nucleotide messenger RNA. RefSeq lists its product as uncharacterized. The record is from RefSeq and is a predicted model, not a curated record. Lineage: Eukaryota; Fungi; Ascomycota; Eurotiomycetes; Eurotiales; Aspergillaceae. Bases 1 to 261 code for a protein of 86 amino acids. The transcript has a single exon.
AUGGAGGAUAAGGACAAACUGGGCCGACUCAGUUCCCAGGGACCAUCGGAAGCAACAAUGACCGGGGAAGGGAGGAGGAUCUUGCAUGUGCAUGCGGUGCAGAUCGACCUGAAGCUCAUCUUGAACACUCCAGCAAACCAAGCUUCAAACGACCUUAGGCAACAGAACCACUGGCUAGUGGAUAGCCGGUGGAUCAUGAUCGUGGAGAAGAGAACUCGGAAAACACGGACAGUGCGAAAUGCUAUCAGGUUGCAGCGCUAG